AUGAACAAUCCCCACAAAGAACCUCGAUUUCCUUGUUCUCAAGAUAUAAAAGCCCCCACCCCCAUCUCAAUCUUCCUUCCCCCAAAUCACCACUCUCCAAGCUACACCCUCACACCCACUCCCCUCCCACAGCAAAAGAAAAGCAAAAAUGCCCUUCCACAUCCCCCCCUUCCGCUCCCUCUCCCUCUCCGCAAAAUCCAAAUCCAAAUCCAAAUCCACACCCACCAUCCCCAGCACCCGCACAAUCGGCACCCAAACCACCAACACCCGCACCCACAGCUCGCGCGGGACGCAAACGCCUCGGUCGACAUACAUUUCGUUUCACGAGCAGCAUGGGGUGCGACCGCCGAGGAAGAGUGGGCUCCAGUGGUCGGCUUGGUAUGCGCUGCUUGGGGGGGCGGUGCUCGGGUGGUUUGGGACGAGGAGGUGGGUGUGGAGUUGGUGAGGUGGUGGGGUGGUGAGGUGGUGAGAGGGAGAAACAACAACUCAGUUGAUUCGACCUUAAUACACAAGACACUGCACAGUUAUGAGAUAAUACUUCAGUUUCGUGAUUCCUCGAGAUGCCAGAAGGAAUACCCUCAACCAAGUAAAGCGUAA
This is a messenger RNA of Botrytis deweyae, 597 nucleotides long. RefSeq lists its product as uncharacterized. The record is from RefSeq and is a predicted model, not a curated record. NCBI's taxonomy places the organism in Eukaryota, Fungi, Ascomycota, Leotiomycetes, Helotiales, Sclerotiniaceae. The transcript is spliced from 4 exons. The coding region runs from base 1 to 597 and encodes 198 amino acids.